AUGCAUCGGUUUGCUGUGGUCAGCUCUGGUGUGUUGCGGUUUGCAGCUGUCGGCUCUGAUUUGCUGUGCCCCACUGGGAUGCCUGAGGACGUGUCUCUCACGCAUGGGCUAGAGAGGAGCCCGGAAUUCGGGAGGCGUGGGCCAGGGAUCAGCCCAGAGAUUGGGACGCAUGGGCAGGAAGUUAGCUCGGAAAUUGGAAAGCGUGGGCCUGGGCGUGGAUAUGCGGCAUUAGCUGAGGAGGAGUCUGGGCCGGGAUGGGCGCAAGGACAGGGCGUGAGGGGCAUUGGGGAGGGAGGGGUGGGGACUGGACGGGCCGGUAGCGGCGUGGGGGCGGUUGAGCGGGCGUUGGCGGAAAUGGAAGGGAAAGGUGCGCCGACAGGGGAAGAUGUGCCUGCAGGGGAACGUGGGGGGGUGAUGGGAAGAGGUGUAAUGGAAGGUCGUGGAAUGGAGGGGCGUGGAAUUAGGGAUGUUGGGACAGAGCAGCGUGGGAUGGGAAGCAGUGGGAUGGGUCAGACCAUUGGGGUUGGGCAGUUUGAGCAUGGGAGCGAGAGGGCGAGGGAGGUGGCAGAGGAAGGGGAGGGUGUUUUGAAGGGUGCGUAUGGGCAGGUGAAGGUAGGUGUGGGGAAGGCUGUGGAGGGGGCUGAAGGGCUGGUGACUAAAACGGGCGAGCAGGGCAUGAGGAUGGGGCAGGGUGUGAUUGAAACGGGGGAGAGUAUGGCGAAGAUGGGCCUGAGUGCUGCUGAGCGGGCUGCUGAGACAGGAGUGGGUGUGGCGAAGGGGGUUGCGGGUACAGGGUGUAGGGUUGCUGAGAGCGCCUUCGAAACUGGGAAGGGGUUAGGGGAGAAGGCUGUAGAGGCAGGGAAGGAGGUGGGGGGGAGGGUGGUGGAAACGGCAGGGAGGUGGGUUCCUGGAAUGCCGUUUGGGGAGCAGGGAGAGGAGAGGACAGGAGAGGCGUUUGAGAGGGGGAGGGAAACUGUUCGGAGUGUAGGAGAGAGGGUGGAAGAAGGGGUGAGAGGGGUGGUUGGGAGCGGUGUUAGGACUGCUGAGACUGCUGGGAGGUGGGUGACGGGCGUGGGAAGGCCAGGUGUGAGUGAGGAGGGGAGAGGCGGGGUGAGUGGAGGGAAAGCUUGUGUGAGUGAAAUGGGUGGUGCUGGUGGGGAGGGGUUGGAGGAGGGGGCAUAUGAGAGGGGCAAGGAGGCUGUGAAGGGAGGGCUGGGACAGGUGGCGAGGCAGGUGAGGGGUGUAGCUGGCAUGGGCACUGCUAGUGAGGCUGCUGGUGGGGAGAGUGGGUGGGGAGGGGCAGGUGAGCGGGGUGAGCAGGCCGAGCGUGAAAUGCGGGCUAAGGAGCAAGAACUCCCCCAAUCCGGCCGUCCGGAAAUGACAGCAACAACAGGGAAAGACACGCUCCCGCAGAAAGCCUACCAAGCAGCACAGGAGGGGGCGGAAAUCACGAGGCAGCAAGCAGGGGAGAUGGCUGGUCAAGCAGGAGAGAUGGCCGGUCAAGCAGGGGAGGUGGCUGGUCGUGUGCCGGAGAAAGGAAAGGAGCUGGGGGAAAAGGCGCUAGAGGUGGUGCAGGAAGCAGGCCAGGUGGGGAUGCAGCAAGCUAAGGAGGCUGGUUCGGUUGCUAGCCAGGUGAUUCAUCAGGCGUACCGCAAGUGGAUGGGUGCUGUGGAGGAGGAGGGCGAUGAGGAGGAGGAAGAGGAGGGGAAGGGAGUGGGAAUGGGAGGUGUGGGGGCGGCAGGAGAGGGAGGAGGGGCUUCUAUGGAGGGAGUGACAGGAAUGCUUGCAGCUGGGUACCGCCAGGCCAAGCAGGCAGCGCAGGCAGGGCUGCAGUCAGGGCAGCAGCUAGCUGGCGGGGCAGUGCAGCAGGCGAAGCACAUCGCUGCGCCUGUGAUCCCAGGCCUAGAGUCAUCCACAACUUCAGGGGCAGGAGGCUCGGCAGUGCAAACCCGUGUAGCUGCUGCUGCUGGCCCUGGUGCUGCUGGUGCUGCUGGUGCUGCUGGUGCUGCUGGUGCUGCUGCUGGUGCUGGUGGUGCUGGUGGUGCUGGUGCUGCUGCUGGUGCUGGUGGUGCGGGUGGUGCGGGUGCUUGGGGUGAGGGGGGUGUGGUGGAGCGAGGGGGUAAGGCGUUUGAGGCAGGAAAGGAGUAUCGCCAGGCGAGGGAUGUAGCACAAGCAGGGCUGCAGUCAGGGCAGCAGGUGGCAGGAGGGGUGGUGCAGCAGGCGAAGCACCUCGUUUCUCCCAUCCUCCCUGGUGGGGCAAGUGGUACGGGAGAAGGAACUGGUUCGACUGGUGUGAUGGGGCGAGAGGGAGGUGCAGAGCGGGAGGAGCGUGGGCAGCAGCUAGGUGGUGGGGUAGUGCAGCAAAUGAAGCACCUCGUUUCUCCCAUCCUCCCUGGUGGGGCCAGUGGAAUGGGUGUGAGUGGUGUAAUGGGGCGAGGAACAGGUGAGGAGCGUGAGCAGCGGGAGGCGUGUGCAUAUGAAGCAGGAACACCUGCAGGAGUAGGAGCAGGAACACCUGCAGGAGUUGAAACUGGAGAUCAAACGGGGGUUGAAACUCGGUCUGCUGGUGCUGGUAUCCCGGGGGCAGGGCUCGUGACGGGUGUUGCUGACGUGGCACAGCGGUUUGUGGGGACUACUGCAGAUACGGCAAGAGGUAUGGCAGGAACAUUAGGAGAUAUGACAAGCAGGACGGUGGGAGCCACAACGGAAACAGCGAGAGGUGUGGUUGGGAAGAUGGUGGGGAUGGGGGAGGAGGUGGCUGGAAGGGGGUAUGGAGCGGUUGAGGGGACGGUUGGAGGGGUGGUGCAGGGUGUGAGGCGGAUGACUGGGCUAGGAGGAGAGGGGGGGGAGGUGGAGGGGGCGAUGGGGAGGGAGGGAGUGGGCAUGGGCGAGGGUGGGAUAGAGGGGGUGGGUAGGGGAGAGGGUGGGAGGGAGGGUGUUAUGGGUACAGUUAAGGGUGUUGGGGAGCAAGUGAAACAUUUGGUGCUGGGAGGAGAGGAAGGUGGGAUGAUGGAGGAAGGUGGGAUGAUGGAGCAGAUGGAGCGAGAGAGGGAGGAGGAGAGUCCGAGGGAGAGGGGUAGAAAGCAGGCGUAUGCGGUUCUGCACGGUGCAGAGGAGUGGGUGGAGGGGACUGUGAGCCGUGUGGCUGGGGUGCUGACUGGGGGACUGCUGGGGGGGAAGGGGCAUGGGGAGAGGGCAGGGGUCGGUGCGGCUGGUACUGAGGAGAUGAGGGAGAGGGAAGGUGGGGAGGGAAUGGGGACGAAGAUGCAGGGAUUUGUGCAGGGCGGAGGUAUGGGGGGAGAGAUGGGGGAAGGCGUGGGGGGAAGGGGAAGGGGAGUUACUGGGGGUGGGGUGGGGGUAGAGGAGGAAGUUUCUGGGAAGCCUGUGGAGGCGAGCAAGGGAAUUUUGGGCAGUGCAGUAGGGGCAGUGCAGAGCGUGGUGGGAGGUACUGCUGACGUGGCUAAGCAUGCUGCUGAGUCAGCACUGGGAGCGACCAAGGCUGUGGGGGGAGCAGUGGUGGGGGCUGGGGGGAGUGCGCUGGGGAUGGGGCAGAGGGGGGUGCAGCAGGGGGUUGAAGGGGUGGGGAGUGGUAUUGAGUAUGGAAAGGAGAGCCUGGCGACAGGGUAUGAGGGAGCAAAGCAGGGUGUGCAGAGUGGAUAUGAAGGGGUGAAGCACGGUGUGCAGAGUGGAUAUGAAGGGGCGACUGGGGGAGUGACAGGGCUGGUGGAACGGGCGAAGCACCUGGUGGGGUUUGGAGGGGCGCACGGUGAAAAGGGGGUGGAAGAGGGAAUGGGUGAGACAAUGGGGGAGGUGAUGGGAGGUAGGGGAACGGAGGAGGAGGAGAGUGCUGCGGAGAAGGGCAGGCAUGCUGUGCUGUCAGUGCUGGAAGGAGCAGAGAGGAGGGUGCUGGGCGCUGUUAGCACUGUCACUGGAGGGCUCAUUGGUGGGGGAGGGGGUGAGCAUGCAGGGGGGGAGCGAGCCUCUGCUACUGGUGUUGGUAGUGUUCGCACUGCUGCUGGUGCUGGUGCUGGUGGUGGUGGUGGGAGUGGGGGCGUGGCAAGGCAGGGGGCAGCAGCAGGGAUGCCUAUGUCUGCAGCAGGGGAGGGGGAGGCAGGAGCAGUGAUGGCUGGGCCAGGGGGGAAGGUGGCAGCAGUGGGGCGACCGGAAGCAGUGGAGGAGGCAGCACGGCCGGUCAUGGAGCCAGGCGCGUGA
This is a messenger RNA of Closterium sp. Naga37s-1, 4212 nucleotides long. The record is from the annotation of a GenBank genome assembly. Lineage: Eukaryota; Viridiplantae; Streptophyta; Zygnematophyceae; Desmidiales; Closteriaceae.